Molecule: messenger RNA, 2850 nt
Organism: Aedes albopictus (Asian tiger mosquito)
Lineage: Eukaryota; Metazoa; Arthropoda; Insecta; Diptera; Culicidae
Gene: Hexo1
Product: chitooligosaccharidolytic beta-N-acetylglucosaminidase
Exons: 3
Coding region: 792-2612 (606 amino acids)
Biological process (GO): carbohydrate metabolic process; ganglioside catabolic process; protein deglycosylation
Cellular component (GO): plasma membrane; lysosome
Molecular function (GO): beta-N-acetylglucosaminidase activity
Source: RefSeq, a predicted model, not a curated record
CAAAUAGCAUAAUAUUAUCGACUAUUCGUCUAUCCUCCCAACAUAACAUCACAACAAAACACUGCUGUGGCUCUCUCUUUACUAGUUCAGUAGACCACGGAGUUCACGAAUUAGAUUAACCCGUUUCGUUCCAUUGCCAUUUCGGUCACUGACCCUGCUGCUGGGUCCAAAAUCUGAAACCGGUCCUCUCGCCUACACAUAUUUAAAAACUCCCGAAAAUAAAAAGUUAAUCCUGCGGGAGAAAAUAUUGUCCCUCAAUCGCAGAACCGGUUAGCGAAAAGCCUGUUUCGUCCCAAGCAGGUCCCAAGAAGUGUUUGUUUUGUGUGCGCGGUUCCGAUGUGUUGUGAAGCAAUAAUAAACCAUCCAGAUUAGAUCUGCGCUGCGUCGUCGUCGCGAUUCGAUAGUCGUUCGUCGGCACAGGAAACAAGAAAACGAAAACGAUUCAUGCAUAAAAAUGAGCCUCUGGAAGUGCACCCACGGCAGUCUGUAGGUAGGAGUAGGUUGGCCUGGUUAUCAUUCGGUGUGUCGGAACAUAACUCGGAAAAGCACAGAAGUGCGGGGGAGAUCAGUGCGUGGCUUAGUCGUUGGGUGUGAAUUGAAUUGGCGCGGAAGAGAGUGUUCCUAUUGUUUUUGCGAAGAAGAUUACGUCGAAUCAAAAGGCUGUGAAAGGGCAGAUAUACUGCUUUGAACUCGUUUGGCAAGUCGUUUUGAAGCCGAUCGUCAAAGGUAGUGGGUGAAAGUAUAACAACUAAUCGUGUGGAUGCGAAUUACUAGGAAGAUUUGCUGAUACUAUGGCUGUGCAUUUGCUGAUACGACGGUUAUCGUUGUUGGUUUGUUUGCUUUCCGUGCAAUGGGCCAUCGGGCAAGAAUCGGAUAGCGCCGCUCCGGUUUGGGGCUACCGGUGCGUCAACAGUCGCUGCCAAAAGGUGGCCCUCGAUGACGAACCAACCCGAGAUAAAGCGGUCAGCCUUUCGGUGUGCCGACUGUACUGCGACGGCGUGUUCGGCUCGGUAUGGCCUCGGCCAACCGGUGACUUCCGACUGGGCAACAACCUGAUCCGGGUCAAUCCGGCGGCGAUCGAGUUCCAGUGGGGUGAGAGGUACGAGGCGUUGAACAAGUAUUGGGAUGAGAGUGUGGAGCGAUUCCGAGGGCAGUUACUGAAGAAGGCUGCUGGAGAGGAGAUCAGGUCGGGUGGGAAGAAGGUUGCUGUGAAGGUGGAAGUGAGUGAGGAUACAAUGACGUUGAAUCACGAGACUGAUGAGAGUUACAAACUAGUGAUUCGCGGAGCUGAAGGCGAAGAGGUGCAGGUAACGAUCGAAGCUCAGAACUACUUUGGAGCGCGACAUGCUUUGGAGACUCUGGCGCAGUUGAUGGUGUUCGACGACAUCCGGAACGAGCUGCAGGUGGUGGCUGAUGUGGAGAUUCAGGACGUUCCGACCUAUCCUCAUCGAGGCCUUGCUUUAGACACCUCUAGGAAUUAUGUCAGCGUCUCCGCGAUCAAGAAAACGAUCGAUGCCUUGGCCAUGGUCAAGAUGAACGUGUUCCACUGGCAUAUUACGGAUUCGCAGAGUUUCCCUCUGGUCAUUAAGUCGCAGCCAACUUUACACACUUUUGGCGCAUACUCUAGGAAGCAGAUCUACACUGCUACGGACGUUCAGGACAUUGUCCAAUACGCUCUGGCUCGUGGCGUCCGGGUCAUUCCAGAGCUGGAUGCCCCGGCUCACGUUGGAGAAGGUUGGGAAAAGACUAACUUGACCACCUGUUUCAACUUCCAACCUUGGACCAAGUAUUGCGUUGAGCCUCCUUGCGGUCAGCUGGAUCCCACAAAGGACAAGGUGUAUGACGUCCUGGAGGAUAUCUACCGUGAGAUGAAUGCCAUGUUUACCCACUCGGAUGUGUUCCACAUGGGUGGCGACGAAGUUUCCCUCAGCUGCUGGAACUCCAGCGUUGAGGUUCAGCAGUGGAUGAAGGCUCAGGGCUGGGGUCUGGAGGAGUCUGAUUUCCUCAAAUUGUGGAACCACUUCCAGACCAAAGCUCUCGAACGAUUGGAUAAAUCCCUGACGGAUAAACGUCCGAUCGUGAUGUGGACAAGCCGACUGACUGAGGAACCAUAUGUUGAUAAAUACCUGGACAGCGAUCGCUACAUCAUCCAAAUUUGGACCACCGGCGAUGACCCGAAGAUCGCUGCCCUACUCGAAAAAGGUUACAAGCUGAUCAUGUCCAACUACGACGCCCUAUACUUGGACUGCGGCUUUGCCGGGUGGGUCCAGGGAGGCAACAACUGGUGCUCGCCCUACAUCGGCUGGCAGAAGGUCUACAACAACGACCUCAAAUCGCUCGGCGGUCAAUAUGCAUCGCAAAUCCUUGGCGCCGAAGCAGCUCUCUGGACGGAACAGGCCGAUCAUCAUUCGCUGGACGGACGAUUCUGGCCCCGUGUGAGUGCCCUGGCUGAACGCCUGUGGACGGACCCCAGCGAGGGCUGGCAGUCGGCCGACUCGCGGAUGCUGGUGCACAGGGAACGGUUGGUCGAAAAUGGAAUCGCUGCGGAAAGCUUGCAGCCACAGUGGUGCCUGCAGAACGAAGGAGAAUGUCCGAUCGUGCAAGCUCCGUAGUAUUCCUGCUGUUCUUCGUCAUUGAUGUGCAAUUGUGAUUUGAAAUCCGUCGCAGCAAUAAUUAUCUACCUGGUAGAGAUUUUAGUUACUAAGCGGUGAUAAUUGAUACUCACGCAGUUAGAGUUCUUUAUGUAAAUGUUUCGGAAUUGAUCGAUGCAUUCCUUUGAAAGCAAUUUGUAAGGCAAAAUCAUGCUACUUAUGUUUUUGAUAAUAUUACGAUUAUAUAACUUCAAAUAAG